AUGUCGGCUAAUGUAGCCCUUUCUUCAAGGCAUCGUACGGAUAUGGCCACAUUGUUUGAUGUGUUUUGUGAGGUUGGUGCUGGUGGACAAGAUGGACUCGCUGUUAUAUUAACCAAAUAUCCUGAAGAUUACAAUGAUGAAACAGCUUUAAAAAGCGUUCGGCAAUUUAGCUUUCCCUGUGGUCUCAAAGAAGUUGAAUCUGAUGCUGUGCAACUUUUUUCCUUCGUACUAACGGACUCUCAGUCCCAGUAUACUUUCGGCUACUGUCGGUUCACACCAAGAAAUAACACGUGUAUUUGUAUAUUAAGUGGUUUUUCAUGGCCAGGAGUUUUCUACAAGAUUCUCAACCACGUUUCUUUAAUAAUGAACAACGGAACGCAAGAUGAUCUCGAUGCUAUAUUAACUCGAAUUUAUCAUACAGAUAUCCCCAAUAUCGGUGAUACACUACAGUUUGAGUGUCAUAAUGGGAUGCACAAACUUGAGGUGAAAGUGCCUGACAUUACCAAACUACCCACUCUCCGCGAGGACAAAUUUAUGUUAGAGUUUUAUAACGCAGUAUCUCCACGACAAAUGUUGGCAAUCUAUGCGAGCUUGCUAAAAGAGCGUCGGAUCAUUUUUACUGGACGAAAGUUAAGUCAGCUUAGCUCGUGCAUUUAUGCUGCGUCAACCCUUCUUUAUCCCAUGUUUUGGCAGUCUGUAUUCAUUCCUGUAUUGCCGGAAAGUUUGCUUGAUAUGGUGAUGGCCCCCAUGCCUUUUCUGAUAGGAGUGCCAAAACAAGUCAUGGAAUCCAACGUAUUGAAGGAUUUGGGUGAAGUAGUCAUAGUCGAUCUUGAGGAUAAAACACUACAGAGCGCCCAUAAUGAUGUGGCGGAUGUUCCCAAUGAGGUAAUAAUAUAUCUCAAGAGUCAGUUGAAGAACUCUUCCGAUAUGGGCGACUCAAUGUCAAGAAGCUUUCUUCGCGCGAAUGUUCUGCUUUUUGGUGGAUACAGGAUGGGUUUUGUUCGCAGCGAGUCUACAGGGAUCGUUCACUGGGACAAAGAGAAAUUUGUGCGGGAGCAAAGGCCAUCUUUCCAACCGUAUCUGUCCUCACUUAUUGGUACUGAUGGGGUGCAGUACCUUGAAAGGUUCAUUGAAGAACGCUGUCGAGCCCUCAACAGUGGCCUACCAAUUUCGGACGAGUUCGAGACAGAAAUUGCUAAUAUAGAUAAGCUGAAAAUACAAGCAGUAAAUCCAGAAGCGAUUCAACAAGCGAUGCAAAGUGUGAAAGAAAAUGCCAGCGACGUUAUAGGAGCGCUGAAAGACCGAGUAACGGGUAUUCAGAUCGGUGCAAAACUCAACAAAUUAACACCAAAGGAGAUUCGGAAGCCCAAGAAUUGGUCAUUGAAAAAAGCAUCAAAAGGAGGUGGAUUUGAGCCGAUGUCUUUUGACAACAUCCAGUGGCGUGAUCCGGGGGUGAGGGAUAGUUCAGCCAUGAGAAAAGAGGGAGAAAGUGCGAGUGGCUAUGAGGCAGACAGCGACUCCUCUCGAGAAUCUUCGCCCCAGCCAACGGAACCUUCAAAUGUACCGGUUGCUAAUUUAAUCGACUUUGACACACCGGUAGAUAGUCCUUCACCUUUUAGUAACUUUCUGAAUACGGGUAAUCCUUUCCUUCCAUCGCCAUCUUCAUCUGCACUUCCUCCAGUGCCAUCAGUAAACCCUCGAGCCCCGCCGGUGCCUUCCAUGCCACCGCUUCCUGUCGGCCAGUCCACAUUUUACACGUCAGCCCUUGAUCCAUUUUUCGACCCCUUCAAGACGCCAACUAGUCCGGAAGAGAAAAGCGCAGUUGAAGCAAAGCCAAAGAAUAAAUGGGAGACUUUUGAUUGA
Messenger RNA from Necator americanus (New World hookworm), 1863 nucleotides. RefSeq lists its product as uncharacterized. The transcript is spliced from 18 exons. The coding region runs from base 1 to 1863 and encodes 620 amino acids. The record is from RefSeq and is a predicted model, not a curated record. Gene Ontology annotation, biological process: endocytosis; endocytic recycling. Gene Ontology annotation, molecular function: phosphatidylinositol phosphate binding; guanyl-nucleotide exchange factor activity. Lineage: Eukaryota; Metazoa; Nematoda; Chromadorea; Rhabditida; Ancylostomatidae. Gene Ontology annotation, cellular component: intracellular membrane-bounded organelle; cytosol.